AUGUCUACCAACAACACCGACAACAACAUCAACGACGCCUCCAAAAACCUCCGCCCCCUCUCCCGGUACAUAACAACCCACAACGAAACCGGCCAGGCCAUCUUCUCAACAUCCCUCUCCGAAACGAUGCCCGUGCAGCAAAUCCCAGACAGCGCACACUUCUCCCUCGCAUACACCUCCUCGCACUUCCCCGCCCGCCUUGCAAACGACAGCGACAUCCCCGAAUACGCGCGCUACCUGGAGCCCGGAAACUCGCCGGGCCUGGUCAUCUCCAGCGGCUCGGUGUGCCGCAUUGUCGAUGUGCGGCCGGGGACUAUAAGUCCCAUGCACCGCACUGUGAGCUUGGAUUAUGGCGUUGUGUUGGAGGGAGAGGUGGAGCUGGUGCUGGAUUCGGGGGAGACGAGGUUGUUGAAGAGGGGGGAUGUGGCGGUUCAGAGGGGCACGAACCAUGCGUGGAGGAAUGUGACGCCGGGGAAUAGUUGGGCGAGGAUGUUGUAUGUGCUGACCCCGGCGGAGGGCAUUGAGGUUGGGGGAGUGAAGCUGGGGGAGGACUUGGGGGAUAUGGGGAUUAGGGCUAGUUCUUGA
Aspergillus puulaauensis is the source of this 585-nucleotide messenger RNA. Its product is annotated as cupin domain-containing protein. Bases 1 to 585 code for a protein of 194 amino acids. Lineage: Eukaryota; Fungi; Ascomycota; Eurotiomycetes; Eurotiales; Aspergillaceae. The record is from RefSeq and is a predicted model, not a curated record. The transcript has a single exon.